AUGAGACAUUUUCUACUCCCAUUGGCUUUUCUUUUCGGCUCCAUUCAAGCCAACUACAAUGCCUUCUUCUCGCUUAUGGUCACAAAUCCCACGGUAUUUCAUUUCCACUCUGUUUAGUUUCAGUAUAAGACAGUUCAGGUGGUGAAUCAAGUGAAACAGAUUGAAGACAAUCUCACAGCGACCAACCCGCAAUUCGUCAAGUUUGUACACAACAUCUCUUAUCUCCACGUCAGACUGAAUACCGUACAGUUGAAUGAGACAAACCUCCCAGUGUAAUAUCAUGAGAUGAAGUGUAAAUGACAAUCAGAACAAGUUCCAGAAUCCAACAAUUUCUGAAAGAUCUUCCAAAGGCAAUGUGCAACGUUUCUUAUUCGAUUCCAGCACUGUUCGAAGGCACGGCAAUCCGUUCGAACACCACUCUCUACGGCAAAAUGAACGCGAUGUCGAGCACUGUCAUCGCUUCCGUUCAUCGUUUGUUUUUCCCUUGAUUUGUGAACUUUCAGUGCUUGUUUCAGAAAAGAUUUAUACUCUUCUAAACGGCACAAAGAUCCCAUCUGUUGAUGAGCACGAGAUCUUCCAUCCGAGAAUGGAUAUUGUGGAGUUGGACGAUCGAAAACACGAGGAUCUCCUUCAGAUUAUGUCCAACAGAACUGGAGACUUCCGAUUGAGCACCGGAGAUUUCAUUAAAGGUUUUCACAUCGUUUUCACAAUCUGUCAAAAAUCAACGAAUUCAGAAAUCAUUUUGUACAACGCCACUGCGUCGGCGCCCUUCUACGAGGAAAUCGGAAGAGCUCUGCUGGCUCCGUGCUCCAAUUUCACGCGUUCAUUCAAGUCGGAACUAAUUUCAAAUCGAGUUCCUGUGCUUCCGAUCUUUGAAGAGUUCAAGUAA
Molecule: messenger RNA, 889 nt
Organism: Caenorhabditis sp. 36 PRJEB53466
Lineage: Eukaryota; Metazoa; Nematoda; Chromadorea; Rhabditida; Rhabditidae
Source: the annotation of a GenBank genome assembly